Messenger RNA from Necator americanus (New World hookworm), 234 nucleotides. RefSeq lists its product as uncharacterized. Lineage: Eukaryota; Metazoa; Nematoda; Chromadorea; Rhabditida; Ancylostomatidae. The record is from RefSeq and is a predicted model, not a curated record. The transcript has a single exon. Bases 1 to 234 code for a protein of 77 amino acids.
AUGUCUGAACAAUGGGACACAUACGCUUUGAACAAUCCAUUCUACACACAAGUACAACAUUGUGCGGCGAAUCAUGCAAGUGCCCACAAUGGGCAACCUCAUGUUCCUUCCACAUUGGCUCGAGUACAACGAUGUCAGAACUUGAAAUGUUACCUUGGAAUCUUCGUGAAUAUCGACCUUCCUAUUUGUGCACAUUCAACUUCUCCUCCACCUGUGACUCAACUAAGGAGAUAG